AGGGUGCCUCUGCCGAGGCGGCUCAACUAUGGUCCAAGCUCAUCAUUGAGAAGAUGUCCCUAGAUACCAACAGUCCCGCCGCCAACAAACCAUCUUCAUCACAGACCGAUGUUGCCGGUGCACUCAACACUACCACCAGUGCCAACCAACAGAAGCUGAGAAAGGAGAUUGACCGCAAGCUGGCCUGGAUGAACCACUACGAUGACUAUGUCAACAAGUCCAAAGCAGUCCAAUUCCAACCCAAAGGACUUGUCAACACUUCCAACACAUGCUUUAUGAAUGUCGUUGUCUCAACAGACUUUGAGUCUCUUCCAGCAUCCAAGUAUCCCACUCUAUCAAACUUGGUUCACUUCAACAAUGAUUACUUUGCUCAGCCAUCGACACCAGCCAGUGGAUCUACGACUGGCGGCGGCAAUAGUAGCAGCGGUAACAGUGGCAAGCAACACAAUGCCGUUUCAACACCUGCUCCAAUCAACCCAAGAUACUUUUAUGAUUUGGUCAAGUCAUUCAACUCCAAGGUGUCACCAUCUCCCAAAGAGGCCUCCACAAUGCCUGUGAUCCCACUCUCGGUGCCCAUCACCAAGAAGAAGUCAAAGCUCAUCGUCUACGAGUCACAGCAACAACAGCAGCAGCAACAGAGUUGUCAACAGGAUGCCCAAGAGUUCUUGAUCUACUUCCUUGACCUCAUCCACGAGGAACUCGUUACACUGAUACGCGAUAUCGAGGGUCCAAAGGAAGAGGCCAACAUACCAAACAAGGAGGACUUGGAGGGCGAAUGGCAGGUGGUUGUUCAGAGGAACAAGACAUCGACUAUCAAUGAUCAAUCAUCGGUAGCAACAUCACCUAUCUCUCAAAUAUUCUCUGGCACUCUCAGGAGCAGUGUCAACAGACACGAGUCAAAAGAGUCAAUCACACUUCAACCAUUCUAUUGCCUACAUUUGGACAUUCGCCCAGAGAAUGUAGCAACUUUGGACGAUGCUCUCUCUUUAUUCAUGAAGGAGGAGACUUUGGAAGGAUACACAUGUCAGACAAAGAAGAUUGAGAUCACUGCCAGCAAGUCCAUGUCCAUUGAGAUACUGCCUCGUAUCCUUGUCGUGCAUUUUAAACGAUUCGCCUUUGAUACCAAGGCACAGAAGCUGGACAAGCAUGUGUCCUUCCCGACCAACCUCACGCUGAAAUCACACACACCAGUUCGCACCGAGUCCACCAAGCGGUACUCCCUCUUCUCCGUGGUCGGACAUCAUGGCAAGGGCCUGUCACAGGGUCACUACACAUGCGACGUUCUGCAACCCAACAACCAGUGGAUCAAAUUCGACGACGCCAACAUUAGCGAGGUGACUGAACAAGAAGUACUGUCACGCGAAGCAUAUCUCCUUCUCUAUCAACAACAAAACACAGCAUAA
Messenger RNA from Acytostelium subglobosum LB1, 1403 nucleotides. RefSeq lists its product as hypothetical. The record is from RefSeq and is a predicted model, not a curated record. The annotation marks the transcript as partial. The transcript has 6 exons. Lineage: Eukaryota; Evosea; Eumycetozoa; Acytosteliales; Acytosteliaceae. Gene Ontology annotation, biological process: protein deubiquitination. Gene Ontology annotation, molecular function: cysteine-type deubiquitinase activity.